AUGGAUGUGAAGUUCAAGUCUCUUUCUGAAGGUGAACAUGAAGAAGAAGAAAAAGAAAACAUACACUUUCUGAAAUCUCUUCAGGAGUUAAGAGAAUUGAGGUCUCAGCUUCACUAUGCUGCUGAUUACUGUGAAACAACAUUCUUGAAAAGUGAAAAGAAAAAAGAUGUGAUGGAAAACACAAAAGAGUAUAUAUGUAGAGCUAUGGUGACUGUGGUUGAUCAUCUUGGAAAUGUUUCUUCCAAUCUUGAAGGACUUAUUUCUCACACUAAUUCAUUUUCUGAUGCUCAGAUAAAAAUUCAAUGCCUCAAACAAAGACUUUUCUCGUGCGAACAAUAUGCGGAUAAACUUUCCAUCUCAAAUAUGCAAUGGAAGGAGAAAUUUCCAAGAUUCCAUACAAGAUAUCUAUCACCAUCUCCUAUCCUUGAAAAAACACAAGAGAAUUUGAAGCCAGCCAUUGCUACAAAUAACAAGCACAACAAUUUGGCUUUUGUGAUGCCUGUUCGCGACGGUUUGAAAGUGUUGGCAAAAGUUUCAAAUCCUAAAUUUCAUUUUCAAGCUACUCCAAAGGUCAGACCGCGUCAUAGAAGAUCGGUGCACGGAAGCGAUAUUUUAUGGCUCAUUAGGCGUACAAAACAUACACAUUGA
Vicia faba (fava bean) is the source of this 648-nucleotide messenger RNA. NCBI's taxonomy places the organism in Eukaryota, Viridiplantae, Streptophyta, Magnoliopsida, Fabales, Fabaceae. The record is from the annotation of a GenBank genome assembly.